CAUUACCUCUUCAUAUAAAGGAAUUAGAUAUGUAUACGAAAAAGGACAUAAUUGAUAAAUUACCACAUGAUGUAGAAUAUUGGUAUGCGCCACAAAAUGAUUUUACCGACGAUUUGAUGUCACGUUCUUCACGUAUACUCAAUAUAAAAAUACAACCAGCUGACAGUGAAAAGAGUCUUAUUAUGUUGCAUUAUUCAAAAAAUAUAUCUACUAAAGCAUUAUGGGCAAUCUUUGAAGUAAACAAAGAUGGACGACCGAAUACUUUAAAUUACAAAAUUCGUUCCUCAGAAAUCGGCGAAAGUAAACUUAUGAUGCACGAUGAAGAACCGUCUUAUAAAGAUCCUUACAUCUGGACCGGUUUCAUGGCAUUUCAAAUGGCAAUUGAAAAUUCUUUUAUCGAUAUAUGGAAAAAUUCACAAAUUUCUCCUAUAGGAGAAAACUUGACAAUAACUCGUUAUCCUUAUUAUAAGAUUGAUUUUCUUAUAAUACAAAGUAUCGUUUAUCCGAAUAUUAAUGUUAUUUAUUACAUGACUGUGAUAGCUUUUCUUCUUUUACCAAUGGCAAGUCUGCAGAAAAUGAUUCACGACAAAGAAACUGGUUUCAGAGGUCUUAUGAGAUUAACAAAUAUGUCAUUUACCGUCAUGUAUCUCGGUUGGUUAAAUUAUUUGAUGAUUUCUUGUCUGCCAGUCGGAAUAGCAUGUACCAUAUUACUCUAUCCAAUAUUCAUGAAUUCUUAUUUAAUAACGAUUUUUCUUUUUAUUACCAUGUAUAUUAUUCUCUCGACAUUAGUUGUCUUUGCUGUUGGAACUUUCUUUCGAUAUUCAAUGAAAGCGAUAUUGAUAUCACUCUCAAUUUGGAUAUUCCUAUCUUAUUUUACUAUUGUUCUGGAUCAAUUCUUGGUAACAGCUUCUCUGACCUGGCAUAUUGUAUCGUUGAUUUUACCACAUAGUGGUUUACUUUAUGGAAUUAUGGCAUUCGCAUCUGGAGCAGAAAUUGAUAAAUAUUUAUUAAAUUCAUUGAAAGAAUUUUUAAUUAUCAAUGGAACUCAGUCAUACAUUAAUUUAUCAUCCCCAAUAUCGACAAGGGAAAUCUCUGAGACAACAAACAAUGAAUACGAAAUUAUUUAUAUAAAAGAGAAAAUAUCUAUUAAUAUAGUUUUGAUAUCUUGGAUUCUGCAUAUUAUUUUUUGGUUAUCUCUUACAAUAUAUUUAGAUAACAUUAAUCCUGGUCAAUAUUGGAGUGCUAAACCAUGGUACUUUUUAUGUAAGAGAGCUCAUCCAAAAAAUAUAUAUUACAAGUAUAAAUUACGAGGUUCCACAAAUUGGUCAGCUGUGGAAAGAAUCCCAUCCUUCAUAAAGUUAUCAAUCUUAGUACGAUGUGCCACUAAAAAAUUCGGUACAUUUGGCAAUAGUUCUACAAUUCUGAACGAAGUUACCAUUGACUUUUAUCAAAAUGAAUUCAGUGUAAUACUUGGAAACAAUGGUUCUGGAAAGAGCACUCUAUUAAAACUUAUAACAGGAAUAUAUAGUCUUACGGGUGGUGGUAUUUAUGUGCAAGGAAGAGAUUUCAAUGAGGAUAUAAAUAUCACUAAUUUCUUUGGUUACUGCCCUCAAGAGAAUAUUUUAGUCAAUUAUAUGACAACUGUUGAGCAUCUCUACAUAUUUGGAAUGAUGAAAGGAAUGACAUAUAAAGAUGCUUAUGCCAAUGCGUUGGAAUUAUUAAAAAAGCUUAGAUUAGAGUCUGUGAAGAAUAAAAAAUUAAAAGAUUUAUCUAAUGGCAUGCAAAGACGUAUUUGUCUGGGAAUGGCCUUAAUUGGAGAGUCUCAAAUACUAAUAUUGGAUGAGCCAGCUAAUGGAGUUGAUUCGGAAGACAGAAGACAAAUUUGGGAUUUGCUAUCGAUAACGUCAAGAGCAAUUUUAUCGAAUUAUCGUAUUUUUAUAGGGAUUGGAUACAUUUUAAGUUUAGUGGUACAUGAAAAUUAUAACCUAAACCUUCUGCAAACAGAAAUACAAAAAUUUUCUUCCGAAGUAAUCACUUUGCGAGGUAUAAUGGGUUUGGUAAUUAGAUUUGAUGUACCAAGAAACAGCAGGUUUACGAAAUUAUUACAAUAUCUUAACAAUAACAAGCAAAGGCUGAAUAUAGUCUCUGUUACUUUUACUACUGCUAGUAUUGAGGGUCAGUUUCUAAGAAUAAGUCUUGCAAGUCAAUUCAAAGAACGUGGUGUAAAAUAUCCUAGUAAAGAAUAUGAACUCAUUGUUCAACAAAGAAGACAAAAUAUUUUACGAAAUGCCAAACCUUGGGAUCGACUUUCAGGAACGGUAUUAUGGUAUCAACAAAUUUUUGCUAUGUUUUUUAAGAAAUUUUUACAUGUUACUUCAUCUUGGAAAUUGUAUCUAUUAUCUAUAAGUUUGGCUACAAUCACGUUAAUAUUAGCUACGAUGAUCAACGAGCUUAGUAAUUGUACAAUUUUUGAUACAACGGAAAAAACGAUGAGUUUAAAGGACUAUGUCGAUAGUAAUUUUAAAACAUUAUAUUAUGCAGCCGACAGUACACUUGCUAACAAAUUUCUUGUUACUCUUUACAAAACUAGUCGUUCAUAUAACGAGAAAGGAACAUAUCACGUGUUGAGAACCAUCCCAGCAUCAGAGAUCAUGACUAAUCCGAAUCUUCACUCUAUAAAAUUCAAAGAUCGUUGUUUAAUGUCUGUCGAUAUACAAUCCGAUGGAUCUAUUGAUCUUAUGUAUUCUUCAACUUUCGUACAUAGUGGACCUGUUGCGUUAAAUUUAUUAAACAAUGCGAUACUACGUCAUUAUUGUGGUUCUAAUAAAUGUAAUAUUGAAUUAAAGAAUCAUCCUUUGAUCCAUCCAAAGAAAUGGCAGCAUCAAUUUGUACAUUCUCGAAACAUAAGAAACUGGCAGAACGCUGCAAUUAUCGGAACUCUAUUUCUUCUCUUACCUACGAUCGACUUAGGGAUAAAAGAAUUAAAUUCAUUAUCAAAAAUGUUGCAAAUCAAUACAGUAGGCGUAUCGACUUUGAUGUAUUGGAUACCUAUCUAUAUCAUAGAUCUUUUGAUAUAUAUAAUUACAGUAUUAAUUCUUGCAGCAUUCUUCCUUGUUACAUAUAAUGAAGAAAUAUUUCUGGUCACUGACAUUGUUCAAGUACUUUAUAUUUUUUUGUUCUACGGUGCCUGUGCGAUUCCAUUCAACUAUUGUAUACAAUUAUUCACGAAGAAACAACAAAAUGUUUAUUUAAUUGUAAUAUUAAUAAACAUUUUUGUGAUAUUAUUAUUAAAUGGAUUUUUUAUAUUUCCCAUAUUUUAUACAUUUGAUCAUUAUGGACGAUAUUUAUUCGAAUUAUUUUUGCAUAUUAUUCCAUCUUACAAUCUAGCAUGUGCUCUAAGUAAUUAUCUUAUAUUGAAUUUAUACAACAAAAAGUGUAGUAAAAAUACUUGUGACACUGAAAUUAGUAUCGAAAACCCAUGUUGUCAAAACUGUGGUGAAAAAAUGUGUUUUAAAUCGUUAAAUACCAUGUUAACUAGACAGUCUGGUCAAGAUUUUUUCCAUUCAGUGUUUGACGAUUUAAUAAUCAUGUUAUCGAUGACAAUCGCUUUACAUUUAAUAUUACAAAUUUUCGAAGAAGCGAAUCGUUUAAAGUGGUACAGGCCUAUCGUAUCAUAUGAAAACAAUAAUAAUACAUUGGAAUUAACCGUAAUCAAUGAAAAGAAACAAGUAGAAGAACACAUGAAAUUUUACAAAGAAAAUCAAUGUCUUCCUAAACACGUUGUGUUAGCAGCUAAAAAUUUGACAAAAAUAUACGGCAAAGCUAAAAUUGUUCAAAACGCCAAUUUCAACGUAUAUCAACGAGAUUGUUUUGGUCUUUUGGGACUUAAUGGUUCUGGAAAAUCAACAAUUUUUAAAAUGUUAAUUGGACAAACAAGAAUGUCUGUUGGAAAAGCUGUUAUAUAUGAAUAUGAAUUUCUAAAGAAUUUAGAAAUGUUCAUAGGUAUGAUAGGAUAUUGUCCGCAAGUCAAUGGUUUGAACGAUUUCAUGACAGGAAGGCAACAUUUGAUAUUAUAUGCAGCUCUUCGUGGUAUACCUUCUGAAAAUUUAAUCGAUGAAGUCAAUAAAUGGAUAGAUUUAUUAGAUCUUUUGGGAUUUGAAAAUAUGAAAAUUAGAAAUUGUUCCUGGGGUAUACAAAGGAAGAUUUCUAUUCUUCAGAGUUUGAUUGGUGAUUUGCCAUUGAUACUGCUAGAUGAACCAUCCACGGGAAUUGACGUAAUUGCUAGAGAAGCUAUAUGUGAUGUAUUGUAUCAGAUUCGAGAGAUGGGAAGAUCAUUGUUAAUUAUCACGCACAAUAUGCAAGAAGCUGAGGCAAUGUGUAUUCGUGUUGGAAUCUUAGUGGACGGACGAUUUGUAGUAAUUGAUUCCUGUGAAAAUUUAAAAAGAAAACAUGAUAAUAAUUUCUUUCUAACCAUUAGUGUGACGCCAGUAUUUCAGGAUCAUCAGCAUUUAGUAAUAAUUAACAAUGUCAUGAACGAGGCAUUUCCUGGUAUUAAUUUAAAAGAUUUUCAUUUGGGAAUUAUCGAGUAUGAAUUAGAAAGUAAUAUUUCACACAGCAAUGUGUUCGACAUAUUAGAACAACUAAGACGAAGAUAUCCGUGGAUAACAGAUUUUACUAUACAUCAAUCAUCGAUGGACCAAGUUUUUCUCGAUUUAGCUAUAAAGAAUGAUUCAAUUAUUCAAAAACAAAUAUUACGGAGAACAAAAUUCUUGAAUUUUUUGAAGCGUUUUAAACAAAGAAGCAAACCUAGAGCUUCAAUUUUUACAAAUUCAUAAGAUGUUCAAAAUAUA
Messenger RNA from Vespa velutina, 4850 nucleotides. Its product is annotated as phospholipid-transporting ATPase ABCA1-like. Gene Ontology annotation, molecular function: ATP hydrolysis activity; ATP binding; lipid carrier activity. Gene Ontology annotation, cellular component: membrane; intracellular membrane-bounded organelle. The record is from RefSeq and is a predicted model, not a curated record. NCBI's taxonomy places the organism in Eukaryota, Metazoa, Arthropoda, Insecta, Hymenoptera, Vespidae. The transcript has 29 exons. The coding region runs from base 30 to 4835 and encodes 1601 amino acids. Gene Ontology annotation, biological process: transmembrane transport; lipid transport.